This is a messenger RNA of Symbiodinium necroappetens, 154 nucleotides long. The record is from the annotation of a GenBank genome assembly. NCBI's taxonomy places the organism in Eukaryota, Dinophyceae, Suessiales, Symbiodiniaceae.
AUGCAUGAUGGAAUUGGUCGUUCCAUCGACUGGAACGACAACUUUUUCGCUUUUCAGCAUGAAGACUUCGAUGAUAUUGAUUGGGAAGGCGUAGCCACCGAUGAUGAACGUCAGAUGAGCACCCUGCACCCCAAGCAGCGCGGGGAGCAUGCAG